This is a messenger RNA of Pelobates cultripes (western spadefoot toad), 446 nucleotides long. The record is from the annotation of a GenBank genome assembly. Lineage: Eukaryota; Metazoa; Chordata; Amphibia; Anura; Pelobatidae.
AUGAAUGACGAUCAGGAGUUCCUGCGUAUUCAGGCAGAUUGCAACAAGCGGCUGCGGCAGCUAAACCGGGCUCGCAAUAUUGAACUGCACAAAUUACGCUGCAACAUGGUCCAAGGAAAUUCUUCUAUUGCAAAACAUUUGGAGAGCCUCACACACGAGGUGUGGGAAUUAUAUGCUCACGUGCGUCACAUGCACAUGAACCAGACGCAUUUUAACUUGUUGUUUCAGAAUUAUCUCAGUGACACCAAACAGUUUUAUGGAGCUGUAAUACAAGCUUUGCAAAACUUACACCAAGCUCCUACCAUUAGCCCUAUGGUGUCUCCUGUCUCUACCCCAGCACAGUCCCCCAAAACUCCUCCACCAUCCCCACCAAUGACCUCCUCUUCACAGUCCGUCUAUGUGACUGUGUGCGCGGCCAGCAAGCGGGCACAAAAAGCAGCCUCUAA